Molecule: messenger RNA, 3227 nt
Organism: Monosiga brevicollis MX1
Lineage: Eukaryota; Choanoflagellata; Craspedida; Salpingoecidae
Exons: 17
Coding region: 1-3105 (1034 amino acids)
Molecular function (GO): ATP hydrolysis activity; 5'-3' DNA helicase activity; RNA binding
Source: RefSeq, a predicted model, not a curated record
AUGGCUGGAAUGGCUCCUUCCCGAUCAAGCAGCGGGGCUGCCGGGUCGGCAACCCCGGGCAAGUCAGACGUGGCCUCGUUGGACGACUGGCUCCAGAGGCAGCGCAGCCUGUUGGCAAUGGAGCAGAAAGCUGAGGCCGAGGCAGUGGAGCCCUUGCGUCGGGAUAACAUCAAGCGACUCGAGGCAGCCGGUCUCGUCGUGCGUCGUUUAGCAAUGGAGGAUGGGCGCACUGGCAUGAAUGGCCGCUUCAUUGUGCGCUUUGGGCGCAGCGCUGCUGCCACUACCCCGGAUGAUCGUCCCGGCGAUCUGACAGCCGUGGCUCGAUCCAACGAGCCGGAGAAAACGCUUGCCACGGGCGUCGUGACCGCUGUUGAUGGGCGCACGAUUCGCGUGGCAUUUGAAGCAGACACAGAUGAUGAUGGUUUUGCUGAUGUUCAAACGGCAAACAAUUUGCUUCUUUACAAGCUCUCCAACACAGUCACCUAUCGCCGUAUGAUGCUUACGCUGAAUCUGAUGACUGACCCAGAAUGGCCAGGGGCUCUCAACGCCACCCGCCUUUACAACAAAGAAAAUCUCCAGCAACUUACUCAAUCGGCGACACCCCGCCCCUCGGAUCCUGAGCUAUCAUUUGUCAACCCAGGCCUAAACGACUCGCAGCGUGCAGCCGUGCGCUUUGCACUUUUGAGCCAGGGCAUCUCUCUGAUCCACGGUCCACCCGGCACGGGCAAGACAACCACUGUGGUCGAGCUCAUCCAUCAAUGCGUGCGACAGGGGCUGAAGGUGCUCGUCGCAGCCCCCAGCAAUAUGGCGAUUGAUAACAUUGCUUUAAAAUUGGCCCAAACCAAGGUCCAAGAGCAUGCCCUGGAUGCCGUUCUCGAACGCAGUGACGUAGCUGAAGUCACACAAGGCAUUCGCGAGGACAUUACCCAAGCCGUCAAAGGACUGCAAAAAGGACCGCGUAGUGCACGGCGGGGCCAUGCUGCUGAGCUGAAAACUUUACGCAAGGAAUUGCGCGAAUACCAGCAUAAGGGAAUUACCCAGGUCCUUCGUGCCGCACAGGUGGUACUGGGCACCACAACCACCGUAUCAGCCAGCGGCUCCUUGAAGCAUUUGCCCAAAGAGCAUUUUGACGUGGUCAUCGUGGAUGAGGCGGGUCAAGCACUGGAGGUGGCAUGUUGGAGUGCGCUCAUACACGCGCGCAAGAUGGUUUUGGCUGGUGAUCACUGGCAGCUACCUCCAACAGUCACAUCAAAGGAGGCAGCCAAGCAAGGCCUGGCUUACACGCUCCUUGAACGUGUCCUAUCUGUCUGCGGCGGGGAAACAGUUUGCAUGCUCGAUACACAGUAUCGAAUGCACGCAUGCAUACAAGGCUGGUCAUCAUCGCAGUUUUACGAGUCUCGGUUGCGCGCUGAUGCCAGUGUCAUGGGCCACACUCUUGCCAUGCUGCCAAACGUGCAAGCCGAUGAGCUGACGGAGGUGCCGCUCCACUUUGUUGAUACAUCGGGUUGCAGUCUGUACGAGGCGGUGGGGGAAGAUGACCUGUCAAAAUACAACACGGCCGAAGCCGCCAUUGUGGUGCACCACGUGCAGCAGCUCGUGGAGCUGGGCGUUCCUCCUUCUGAGAUUGGCGUGAUUACGCCGUACAACAUGCAAGUGGAGACAAUCCGCGGUCGUCUCCGCGAGGCUGGCCUUUCCUCGGAAAUUGAGGUCCUCUCUGUGGAUGGUUUUCAGGGGCGCGAAAAGGAGGCCAUCUGCAUCUCCAUGGUGCGCUCCAAUCCAGACUGUAACAUUGGCUUUUUGAGUGACUUUCGACGAAUGAAUGUGGCUGUGACGCGCGCGCGGCGACACUGCUUCUUAGUCGGCGACAGCCGCACCAUUUCGGCCGAAACGCAUCUGGCUGCACUUACUGAUUACCUCUUUGAGUUUGCUUCCGUGUCCAGUGCACGCGAGUUUGCCGACUUGCCUGGUGUGGACAUAGUGCAUCAGAGCCAAAGCGCAGGUGUUAAGGCCCCCUCGGGUCGGCGUGACAGAAGCCAGAUUGAGGCAUCCCGUGGAGAUCCAGCAGCUGUGUCUGCCGCUGCAGCAGCGGCAGACGAGGCAUUUUUAGCCGACGUUUGGCCCAAGGUGGAGUCCUACUUGGGUCAACACGCGGUGUGGCAGGCAUCUACCAAGCUGUCGAGCUAUGAACGCCGCCUGCUUCACGUCGCCUGUGAACAGCAUGGGUUUGCCACGAUGAGCCGCGACGUGGGCAAGGUCGACCCCAAGACAGGCACCCGAGCCCAUCGUCAGCUUUUGAUCGCAAAGACCCAGGCGGCCCUGGAUCUCUUUUUGAACCCUGCUCCGCCCCCCAAGCUAGCCAGUGACGCGCAGCAAGCAACUUCAAUAGAGCAAGCGACGGCCAGCCCGAGUUUCGAGGACAGCGAGGAUUCCUUGAAUGAAUCCUCGGUGAGCUCCUCACCGUCGGUCAUCGACUCUGAUGCUACUCCAGCCCAGGUCAAGACGACUGCGCCGCAGACAGAUGCGGCCGUUGGCAGAACAAAUCCAGCCGCCAAAGAGGAUGAAGAUGAGCCGGAAACAGACGCUCAGCGGGUCUUGCGUGAGCGAGCUGAACGACUGGCUGCCCAGCGUGCGCGCACAGAGGAAAGCGCAAGCCUGCAUGCAGCUGGUGAAGGUCGGGCCGGCAACAAGGCCACAUCACGCCACACAGCUGCAAGCCAAAGCCAAAGCCAAGGCCAGGGCAAGGGUAAGAGCAAGAGCAAGAGCAAGAACAAGGGCCCCAAGGAAGCUCAGAGCAAGAACACGUCAGGCAAAAACACGUCAGGCCAUCGACUUGGAGGAUCAGGGCGGCCCGCAGCCCCGGCCACUGAGUUGGACGACCUCGUGGCGGCCAUUGAGGGUGAUGGCGAUGUGACCAGCGUUCAAAGACAACACAACCCUCGCACGCCAGCGCAACGAUACAUUGAAAAUGGUGUUUUGCGUGCUGCAUCGGGUCCUCAACGGUCAAGCACUGAACAGAAACGCCACUCUCAGCUAGCCAACAAACUUCAAAAGUCAAUUUCUGUCAAGCAAACGGAACGCGGCAAAAAGCCAGCAGCCAAGAAGUAAGCGCUACUUUCUGGGUCAGGUCAAGCUGCUACCCAUCAGCUUCUGCUCAUGGCUCAGCCGACCAAAGGCCACCGUAUUAAGGCCAACGUCGCAGCAAGCACACAAAAAUCAAAACGUGCAGU